Marmota flaviventris (yellow-bellied marmot) is the source of this 1539-nucleotide messenger RNA. RefSeq names its product dentin matrix acidic phosphoprotein 1 (gene Dmp1). The record is from RefSeq and is a predicted model, not a curated record. Gene Ontology annotation, biological process: ossification; extracellular matrix organization; cell adhesion. Gene Ontology annotation, molecular function: extracellular matrix binding. Lineage: Eukaryota; Metazoa; Chordata; Mammalia; Rodentia; Sciuridae. Gene Ontology annotation, cellular component: extracellular matrix.
AUGAAGACCAGCAUCCUGCUUUUGUGCUUUUGGGGGUUAUCCUGUGCUCUCCCAGUAACCAGAUAUCAAAAUACUGAAACUGAGAGCUCUGAAGAAUGGAAGGGUCAUUUGGCUCAGUCACCAACACCACCCACGGAGAACAGUGAGUCAUCAGAAGAAAGUAAAGUUAGCUCAGAGGAACAGGCAAAUGUGGACCCCAGUGACAGUGCUGAGCUGGAGGAUGACCUGGGCUCUGAUGAUCGUCAGUAUGUUUAUAGACCAGCUGGUGGCCUCUCUAGAAGUACAGGAAAAGAAGAGGAUAAAGAUGAUGAUGAAGAUGAUAGUGGAGAUGACACCUUUGCUGAUGAGGACAAUGGCCUGUGGCCUGAGGAGAGAACAGGAGGUGGAAUCUCCAGAGCUGAUGGUGAUGAUUCUGCUGAUGCCACACGAUCCAGUGAAGAUAGCACCUCACCAGAAGACAGUGCCCAGGACACCACCAGUGACAGCAGGGACCUUGACCACGAAGAUGAUGUAGGCAGCAGGGCUGAGGGACGUGACUUUACUCAGGAGAGUGAGAGUGAGGAGGACUGGGUGGGAGGUGGCAGUGAGGGGGAGAGUAGCCAUGGGGAUGGCUCUGAGUUUGACGAUGAAGGAAUGCAGAGUGAUGACCCUGACAGCACUAGGAGAGAUAGGGGCAACUCCAGAUUGAGCAGUGCUGGUGUCAAAUCAAAAGAAUCAAAAAGGGACAAUGAGCAGGUAAGCGUUCAGGAUUCUGGUGAGAGUCAAUUAGUGGAGUAUUCCAGUAGGAAGUUUUUCAGAAAGUCCCGGAUUUCUGAAGAAGAUGGCGGAGGUGAGCUCAAUGGUGGCUACACAAUGGAAGAAGUCAAGAGUGACUCCAACUCUAAAGAAGCUGACCUCGGCCAAUCCAGGGAAGAUAGCAAGAGUGAGUCUCAAGAGGACAGCAAGGAGAGUCGGUCUCAGGAAGACAGUGAAAAUGCACAGGACCCCAGCAGUGAGUCCAGCCAGGAGGUUGACUUGGCCUCUCAAGAAAGCAGUAGUGAGUCUGAGGAAGAGGUGGUGAGUGAGUCCAGGGGCGACAACCCAGAUAAUGUCAGUCGUGCAGGCGACCAGAAAGACAGUGACUCCAGCCAGGAGGACAGCCUGAAUACCUUCUCCAGUUCAGAGAGCGAAUCCAGAGAGGAGCAAGCUGACAGCGAGUCCAAUGAGAGCCUGAAACUCUCAGAGGAAAGCCCAGAGUCCACCGAGGAUGAGAACAGUUCCAGCCAGGAGGGCCUCCAGUCUCAGAGCACCUCAGCAGAGAGCCAGAGUGAUGAGAGCCGGUCCGAGCAGGACAGCCAGUCUGAGGAGGCGCCUGACAGUGAUUCUCAGGACAGCAGCAGAUCAAAAGAAGACAGCAACUCCACUGAGAGCACCUCAAGCAGUGAGGAGGAUGGCCAGCCCAAAAACAUGGAGGUGGACAGCAGAAAGUUAACAGUUGAUGCUUAUCACAACAAACCCAUCGGGGACCAAGAUGACAAUGACUGCCAAGAUGGCUACUAG